Messenger RNA from Arabidopsis arenosa, 331 nucleotides. The record is from the annotation of a GenBank genome assembly. Lineage: Eukaryota; Viridiplantae; Streptophyta; Magnoliopsida; Brassicales; Brassicaceae.
ACAAAUCAAAAUAUGAAGAUGAUUGUGAAGCUCCCCGCAAUAACAAUGGUGGCUACUCUGCUUCUUCUUGCAUCUGGUCUUGGUCAUGCUAGGAUUGAGCCUUUUUCUCCUACGCUAAAUCCAAAAUUUCAGACCGACUCUAAACCGUUCUUUCCACCGAUUAUUCCAACCGAGCCAUUUCCUCCUCCACCUCCACCAAAACAUGAUGCGAUGAUAUCAGUGAAGCAAUUCCCAGUUAUACCUUAUUGUCCUCCGGGUUAUCAAAAUCCUGGAUGUCGCCCAUCAUCUUAGACGUUCUCCAAAAAAAUGAUAUUAAACGCUUGAAAUAAAU